CGCCACUCGCCGCCCUUCCCCGGCCGUUCCCAUCGCCGCGAGAGGACGCAGGGAGCUGAGGCCGGGCGUGCGGGGUGCCAUGGAAGGCCGCUGGCGGGCGGACGCGGCGGGAGCGCAGACACUGGCCGGCUGAGGCCCAGGCAUGCGGAGUCCCGGCGGGAGCCUGCUCCACACGCUGCCCCGGGCCUUGCAGCACUCCGAUCGUCUGGGAGGCUCGGAGCAGCCGGGCCGCUGGGCACCGGAGCCGACGGUGGGCGGGGACUGCCCCGAGGACCGCCUUCUCCGCGGGGGCGGGGCCAGCGCGGCUGCUGCGGCGGCGGCGGCCUCGGGCGCCCUGCUCGGCGCCUAUCUGGAGCGCCACGGUCCGCCCGCGGCCUCGGACUUGCCGGCGCCUGCCGGGGCGUUGGCGGGCGGCCCCGGGGGCGGCUGCGUGGUGGUCGGGGUGGCCGAGGUGAGAAACUGGCGGUGCUGCUGCCUCGGCAGCACCUGUUGGUGCCGGAGCCUCGUGCUGGUGUGCGUGCUGGCCGCCCUGUGCUUCGCUUCCCUGGCCCUGGUCCGCCGCUACCUGCAGCACCUCCUGCUCUGGGUGGAGAGCCUCGACUCACUGCUCGGUGUCCUGCUCUUCGUCGUGGGCUUCAUCGUGGUCUCCUUCCCUUGUGGCUGGGGUUACAUCGUGCUCAAUGUGGCAGCCGGCUACCUGUAUGGCUUCGUGUUAGGCAUGGGGCUCAUGGUAGUGGGCGUCCUCAUCGGAACCUUCAUCGCUCAUGUGGUUUGCAAGCGGCUACUCACCGCCUGGGUGGCCGCCAGGAUCCAGAGCAGCGACAAGCUGAGCGCCGUUAUCCGCGUGGUGGAGGGAGGAAGCGGCCUGAAGGUGGUGGCGCUGGCCCGGCUGACUCCCAUACCUUUUGGGCUUCAGAAUGCAGUGUUUUCGAUUGCUGAUCUUUCCUUACCCAACUAUCUAAUGGCAUCUUCAGUUGGACUGCUUCCCACUCAGCUUCUGAACUCUUACCUGGGUACCACGCUGCGGACGAUGGAAGAUGUCAUCACAGAACAAAGUGUUAGUGGAUAUUUUGUCUUUUGUUUACAGAUUGUUAUAAGCAUAGGCCUCAUGUUUUAUGUAGUCCAUCGAGCUCAAGUGGAAUUGAAGGCAGCUGUCAUAGCUUGUGAGAUGGAACUGAAAACCUCCCUGGUUAAAGGCAGUCAGCCAGACCCCAGUGGCCCUUCCUUCUACAACAAGAGGACCCUCACAUUUUCUGGAGGUGGAAUCAAUAUUGUAUGAUUCUUACAAACUGAUUGUCAGAGCCUCCUGUGCUCUGUAGGCCUAUAGUCACUUACCUAGUGGCAGAUACAAGUGCUGUCGUGUUAUGGCACAAACAAACUGACUAGUUUUUAAAUUGCACAAAUUUUCUAAAAGCAAGAAUCAUUUUCUGGGUUUGUAAAUGUAAAUGUAGACGCAGCUUUGGCUGCCCCUUGUUAUACCUGUAAUGCCUAUAGGUGUGCACUUUAGUGUUAUUGAAUUGUUUUAUUGCUGGAACUUAUGAACAGAGAAAUAACCCAAAUAUUUUUUCUGUUUAGUAUUUUUAUUUAUAAAGCCCAUAAAUAGUUAUGUGCAUCUGUCUUUAAAGAUAAGUAAAAGUAUGCAGUUCUAAAUGUUAUCAUUGUUGGAUGUUCUUUGCUUAGGUAGUCUUUCCAGAAGGGGUAAACUGUGUUUUUUUGUUUGUUUUAGCUUUUGUUUUGUUUUCUUAUUGCCUUGUUUGUUUUAAGUAGGACAACUUUGCUUCAUUUUCUUUGCUUGUAAGAAAAUAGAUGUAUUUCAGUUGAAUAUAUGUUAUCAAGCAUUAUGUCUUUGUGGGCCUUUUACACCCCCUACCUUUUCAUACAAGCUUAAAUCCUACAUUGUGGGACUGAAGUGCUCUUAAGAUUCCUGUUUAUUUUCACUGUGUAAUGUGCAAAGCAAAGGGAACUUAUCUAGUGGGUGGUGGCUCAAAAGUGGGACCCACAUUCUUAUUUGAUUAUAUUGGUUUCACCCUUUAGACUUCAUCGAAGGGCUGGCUGAUAGCACUCUUAAUAAACCAUUUCCCUUUUUAUAUUCAUAAUUAGGCUUUGAAAUAAAUAUUUUAUUCCUACAAAAUGGUGGGCUUACCAUCUGUGAAGUUGUCAUUCAGGUGGCCUUGUUUAGUCAAAAUGCCUCGUUAAAAAGAACCAAGCUUUAAAAUCAUGUUUAUAGUUCCAUUAAAGUACUUAUGUAUUUGUCCCCAUAGUCUUCAGCUUUAAAACUAUAAACAUAACAUUAACAAAAUGCCCUUGUUUGUGUUAUCUGCUGUGUUAUUGCUGUUUUGGGGGGAGCUUUGGUAUUCCUUUUCCCUGACAAGACUCAGGAAUUCUGAAAUGUGAAGUUUUCUCAAUUCUUUUUCUUGUAGCAUGUGUGUUUACUAACAGCACUUAGGACUGUAGAAUACAAUAAUCCAACAUGAUUCAUAUGGCGUGCAUUCAUUAAUCAGCUUUAUUUUUAAAGUAGUUUAAUUGUGAACUUAAUGGUUAGUUGAUUUUGUUUGUUACAAAUGAGAUUGUAGAGAUACGGUAACAUUUUCUUUUAAGUACUUCAUUUUCUCUGGCUUUUCCAACUUAUCAGAGCUCUGUCCUCUGCAUUUUCCUUGAAGUAAAACCUUUGCCCUGGUUACUGCUGACCUGAUGUAAUCCUUUGCAAGCAGAUUUUUCUAGUCUUACCCUAGAGAUGAAUUUGAACAUGUUUAUCAUUUUGUCCUAUUCAGGAUAUUUUCCUUCUCUUACUGAUGCAUAAAUUUCUUUGCCUUUGAGUAGCAGUAGAAGACCAGAGUAACUGUGAUGAGAAGCACUUGGUCUACAGCUCAUGAUGGCCUCCAGAUCUUUUUGUUAUUGGUAGAAAAAAUAACUAUAUGUACUUUGAGCCCCCAUUGCCUAUUUAGUUUUAAAUUUUAGUUUAGUUUAACUAUCCCAAUAAAGGAAAUAUUUGAUUUAUUCUUUUUGGUAUGUCUUGGCAACAUUUUUCUUGUGUUUCUCAUUAGUUACUUUUUGUUAGGUGAAUAUUAAUAUUUAAGAUCACUGUUUUCAUACUUGUUUUACAACUCAUUUAUUUUGAAGUGCAUCCUAUUUACUUAGCAUUUGUGACUUGAACAACUUCACCAAAUAAGUAUCAUUUGGUAGUUUGUCAUGAGUUCUUCCAGAUGUUAACACUUUCCCAGUAUUUGUAAUAUAUAAAGGUAAAAAAUCAUUUUUUGUAUUCUGCCAAUCAUAAUUUUAUAUAAUAAAUCAUCAACUUUCAUAAUAGUAUGGAUUGACCAUUUCUAAAAUACUAACCUAGCUAUACUUUCCCAGGGUCCCAGUAAUCAGCAGUCUAUUAUUGCCAUGUUAUUUGAUAGGUGCAUCUAAUGGCUAGUGUCUAGGUGAUAUUUAUGUUCACUGCAGUGUGUGCAACAUAGCUAUGCCGUGCUCACUCUGUCUCUAACCCUGCAAGCUAGACUUACGGCAGCAAUGGUUUCAUAUUGGGUUGGGUACAUAUUACCUCCAGCCAUAUGUAUUCAUGAAAUGCAUGUUCACAGAAAUGAAAUGUUGGAUUCUCUCACACUGGUUAGCAACAGUCCGACGUCGCUUUAUGUUCAUUUAGAGUUCACCUAGCUUUCAUAUCUGGUGAAAGUUUUGUUCUGUUUUUCCCUAAGAUUGUCACUUUGACAACUUUGUAUUACUUCUUUUUAAAACCAUGUUUAUUCUUACUGUGCUUUUGUGUCAUUUUUAUUUGAUCAUCUGAUUUGUGAAUUAUUGAAAUUUGUACUUUUGAUGAAAAUCGUAUCAUCAAGUCUCUGUCAUUAGAAUGUUCAUUUGAGUUUAUGUUUGGAAGUGACUGGAUUUAUUCAGAGUCAGCCAUACUUACCCUUCAUGCUCUGUAACCAGCUGCUAAUAUUCCACAGUGGCUUUCCCCAGUGCCCACGUGCGUGACUGUCAGACAGCCUCCCUCCUGCGAAGCUGUUAUGGUCAGUACUUAUUUGCCCUCACUGUAAGCAAGCUAUAUGGUUGAGGUGCACACUUGCCCCCAGCAUUGUAUGUAUUUGCCUGUGGUGGCUUUUUGGACUCUUCCUGGAGAAGUUGCUAGAAUUUAAAUCUGUUGUCCAGGAGACUAUCUUUCCAGUUCUUGAAAGCUGCUAGGUGUGUGACAUAUUGGUGCAAAUAAAUCCUUACUGUGUGGUAAAUGUAUGCCAUUCACAGAAAAGGAGCAUUUGAAGAGAAGGUUUAUUGUGAAGCCGGAGAACAAUCGUAACUAGGUUGAUGACCUUGGUGCUGAGAUUUUGUUUCAGCCAAAGGCUACUACUCCCAGGCUCUGAACGGUACUCCAUGUAAUACUAUCGGGCUUCUCAGAUUAGAGUUUUCUGGUUUCUCCUAUAAUAAGGUAUUUAGGAUAUAUAUUUUCAUGGUUAUUGCUUUAAGCUGAAAAGCCAUUUAAAUGAGGAGAGGGAUUUCUCUCAUGGAAAAUUUAAAACUCAGGAGUUCGAAUAAACUCACAUAUUGAACAGACACUGUUGACUUCACAACUAAAUUAUAACCUGGUAUAUCUGAACUGCAGAGUGAUUGCUGCAAGCUGUUCUCAAAGGUGGUUGGGAUUUACAGUAGAGAAUUCCAACAGCGAAGCAGUGCAAUGUCUUGGAAAUUGCUAUCCCACAUCACUCGUGUGCCUAAGAAAAUAAAAGGAACUAUUUUA
Molecule: messenger RNA, 4729 nt
Organism: Mesocricetus auratus (golden hamster)
Lineage: Eukaryota; Metazoa; Chordata; Mammalia; Rodentia; Cricetidae
Gene: Tmem64
Product: transmembrane protein 64
Exons: 3
Coding region: 143-1279 (378 amino acids)
Source: RefSeq, a predicted model, not a curated record